Molecule: messenger RNA, 933 nt
Organism: Penicillium odoratum
Lineage: Eukaryota; Fungi; Ascomycota; Eurotiomycetes; Eurotiales; Aspergillaceae
Product: trans-2-enoyl-CoA reductase (NADPH) TSC13
Exons: 3
Coding region: 1-933 (310 amino acids)
Biological process (GO): very long-chain fatty acid biosynthetic process
Molecular function (GO): oxidoreductase activity, acting on the CH-CH group of donors
Source: RefSeq, a predicted model, not a curated record
AUGGCUCCAAAGAUUACGCUCACCGUUGAGCCGCGGGGUAAACCCAUCCGCAUGCUCCCAAAAGAGCUCACCAUUGCCCUCGAUGCCUCUGGUGAUGACCUUCACGACAUGAUCGCUCAGAUCUCCGGUGUCUCUAAGCAUCGUCUGCGUAUCACCAAGGGAAGUGACCGCUCCGCUGUUCCCAAUGCGAAGGACAUCACCAUCGACGACACUGGUCUGCGCAACUCCAGCGUGAUUCACGUCAAGGACCUUGGCCCCCAGAUCGCAUGGCGUACCGUCUUCAUCAUUGAAUACCUCGGUCCUCUCCUGAUCCCAGCUCUCUUCCUGUUCCCCCUCCGUCCCCUCCUGUACUUCAACUAUGACACUCUCCCGGACCCUUCGGACCUGCAACUCCUUGUCUGCGCCCUUCUGACCAUCCACUUCCUGAAGCGCGAGUUUGAGACCAUCUUCGUGCACCGCUUCAGCAACGCCACCAUGCCCGCCUUCAACAUCUUCAAGAACAGCGCCCACUACUGGGCCCUCGCCGGUUUCAACAUUGCCUACUGGGUCUUCCGCCCCGACGCAGCGGCCGCCAGCGCGGACUACAACCCCGCACUUGUAUACGCCGGUCUUGCGCUUUUCGUGUUCGGUGAGCUGGCAAACUUGAAUGCUCACUACGUGCUUCGAAAUCUGCGUCGGCCUGGUACCACUGAGCGUGGUAUUCCCUCCGGAUUUGGGUUCAGCCUCGUUACCUGCCCCAACUAUAUGUUCGAGAUCAUUGCGUGGUUGGGUAUCUUCCUGGUUAGCCAGCUGAACUUGAGUGUGAUUCUCUUCACUCUUGUUGGUGGUUUGCAGAUGUGGAGCUGGGCGUGGAAGAAGGAGAAGCGCUACCGCAAAGAUUUCGGAGACAAGUACAAGAAGAAGAAGACUGUUCUCCUCGCCUUCCUCUGUUAG